Messenger RNA from Taeniopygia guttata (zebra finch), 917 nucleotides. It is a transcript of the gene PMCH, whose product is annotated as pro-melanin concentrating hormone. The record is from RefSeq and is a predicted model, not a curated record. Lineage: Eukaryota; Metazoa; Chordata; Aves; Passeriformes; Estrildidae. Gene Ontology annotation, biological process: behavior; chemical synaptic transmission. Gene Ontology annotation, molecular function: melanin-concentrating hormone activity; type 1 melanin-concentrating hormone receptor binding.
UAGAAGGAUUAUGGAAAAGGUUACUCCUUAAAAUGAGUCAUUUUAAAAGCAUGAACUCAUCAGCCACUGAAGUAGUUUCCAUUCAACCUGUAAAAUAUAUAAAGUGUGCCAUUCCAGAAAUGGAAAACAUAAUUAUUUACCACUGGAAAAGCUUUCUUAGAAUUUAAGAAGUGCCAAACCUCUAUGCAAGAGUUAAAUAAUUAAAAAAUGUGCAUCUCAUCAUAUAUUCUAUUUCUCUCCCUUCUCUCUCUUUUUUCUCAAGGUUUUCUACUCUCAAGGUCUCUGCAAGAAGCAGAAGAUGAAGAUAUGUUGCUAGCUGCAUUAAAUCUAGGAAAAAUUCUACAAAAUGGAGACAAAAGUACGAGUAGGGGAGCUAUACCUUUGCUGAAGCAUUACAAAACUGAAGACAGCAGCGUUUUCAAUGAUAAGAAUGCUGGAAACAUGAAGGUUUUGGACAGAGGUUCCAGACAUGAUUUCUUCAGUCAUGUUAAGCCAAUCAACUUAGGUAGAAAGCAACUACCUUAUCCUGCACUGAAGGGAGCCAUGGCUUUUCCAGCUGACACUGAAUUUCAAAAUAUUGAGUCAAUAGAAGAAAGAGAGACUACAGAUGAAGAAAACUCAUCUAAACUCCCUAUAGGAAGAAGAGAUUUUGACAUCCUCAGGUGUAUGCUGGGAAGAGUCUAUCGACCUUGUUGGCAAGUGUGAAAACCACUCAUCUCCACCACCUUCUCUGAAGAUUAAACAUUUUAUUUUGAAUUUAAUGACAUUUGAAGUUACUAAGUGUUAGUGCAACUGUACAUACAUAUCCAAAAAUAGUUUCCCAUUGCAUUGUAGAGGGAUACAUAAUUCAUUACCCAAAAUAACAGUGUAAUUAUUAACAAUGUACUGUUAUUCAAAAAUAAAAUACUUCAGCAUAA